Molecule: messenger RNA, 2519 nt
Organism: Helicoverpa armigera (cotton bollworm)
Lineage: Eukaryota; Metazoa; Arthropoda; Insecta; Lepidoptera; Noctuidae
Exons: 2
Coding region: 1575-2489 (304 amino acids)
Source: RefSeq, a predicted model, not a curated record
UAUUUCAUUUACAACAUUCAAAGCUUUUUAUAAAAUAAAAUCAAGUAUAAUAACACCACACUACACUAUUCAUCUCCCUAAAAAUGUUUACAAAACUUCUUAUUAUAUAUUUAAAAUUACGACAAAUAUGGGAACCACAGUAUUAUUCUUAACUACACUCACAAUCUUCAUGCUUACAUCUAAGUAUACAUGUUACAGCCAUAGUGAUUAAAUAGAUAUUAUACAUAAUGACUAGCUCAGAUCAAAGAAUUCUUUGAUCUGAGAUGACUAGUCAUUAUAUAUAAUACCCAAAUUGACUAGACAGUAUGAUAAAUUAAUCACUUUAUCUGGAUAUAAUUCAUAAUAGCUGGUCAAAGUUAGCCAAAGUAAUAAAUCCCUACCUCCCUACUAAUAUUAUAAAUGCGAAAGUAACUCCGUCUGUCUGUUACGCUUACGUCUAAAACUUGGUACAGAGAUAGAGUUGACCUUGAGAAAUAACAUAGGUAGGAUAGUUUUUAUCCCAGACAUUUGAAGAAUUCUCUUGGAAACGCGAUAUAACUGAACUAUACGCGGGCGAAGCUAGUAUGGUAUAACCAACUGACUACUUACUAAACUACUACUACUUAAAAACGGCUCAAGUUAUUAUCAACAUGUAUUUUUUUAUGAUAAGUCAUCAAAUGACUCCUCCCGCUGCCUGUGGGAGAGCAGCGUGAGGGAGUGUCAGUAGUAAGUGACUUAAACCCACGGGUGGAAUAAAGUAAAAUUAAGUAAAGUCAUAAAGUAAUUAAGUAUAAAAAAUGAAAAUAAAAGCGCGGUAAAAGUUUUAUUAAUAAAAAAAGUCAUAAAGUAAAAGUAAUGGUCAAAUUCAUUUAUCAAGGCUCAAAUAACAGCAAAACUAAAAGUUAAAAUCGGAAAAAAUCGGAGAAACGAAUUUGACCGUUACUUUUACUCUAUGACAUUACUUUGGCUUUUACUUUUGAUGAAGAAACUGGCUAUUAGUCAGUUGACAUGAAAUUAUAAUCUUCACCUUCUUGUUUUAUUACAUUAUCCAAGUCUUUGAAAAUACUAUAUAAAAUUGCUAGUUAAUGUGAUUAAUUCUGUGCCAAUUAUCACUUCAUCUAAAUUGAGUAGACAUUAUAAAUAAUGGCUAGAUAACAUACAAAAUAUCCAGACUAAUUACUUUGGCUGUAACAUACAUACAAACAUUUUAAACAUUUAAGCACAAUAGGUACAAUACGCAAAAUAAAAAGUAUAAAUUCACAAAAAUUACACUACCCUGCCAUGAUAGGCCCGGUUCCCACUACGCCGGACCGGCAGAUCUGCCGCGCCGGUAAAUCUGCCGGAAGGGCUAGUGGCUGUACAAUUUAUAUGAAGCUAUUCACAUUAUCCCGGGUCCGGCAUUUUUGCCGAGCCCGGCAUUUUUACCGAGCGUUUUGUCACUACGAAUUGCCGGCAGAACGACCGGGCCCGGAGUAAUGUGAACGAGUUUGUGCCGGUAUCUGUCCCCCGCUCGCCCCGCUCGUGCUCCCCUCGCCCCGCCCGUGUUCCACUCACGUCAUUCGGCUCGCAUUUUCUGGUAAAAGUAGACGUUUAGCAUGGAUAUUCAAGCAGAAACUUUAAUUACGCUUGUCCAAGAGAGACCUGUUCUGUGGGAUAAGACCGAAGACGUCUAUAAAGACAAAAACUUAAAGUUAGCAGCAUGGCGUGAAGUAUGUUUAAUACUGAAACCAAACUUCGAUGAACUGGAUGAAAAAGAAAGAAAACAGUACGGAAAACAGGUUUCAACUAAAUGGAAUAAUAUACGAGAUUCGUGGCUUAAGACAGUAAAGAAACAAAAAGAUGAGUCUAAAUCUGGAUCUUCGGCCAAAAAGACACGAAAUUAUUUAUAUCACGAGCAAUUAAUGUUUUUGAAAAAAGUCUCCGAACCUCGACCACCACAUGAGUCAGUUUCAAAAAAAGCAAGAACCGAGACUGAAGUAGGCAUGGAAUCAGAUUUUCGUUCACCUUUAAUUAAAGAUAAAAGAAAAAUUGAUAAUAAAGAGGUAAAUGACAGGAUGGUAAAGUUUUUGGACUCCAGAAUAAACCCAGAAAAGGAAAACCAUCAUCUGUCUUUCUUCAAAGGCAUUAUACCAAUCUUGAACACUUUAACUAUCGAAGAGACUUUAGAAUUUCAAGCUAGCGUCAUGACAAUGUUGCAAAAAAUUAAAAGUAGGAAUAAUGAGAGACCAAAUUACGGACAUUGGCGUGAUUCAUAUAAUCAGAUGACCGGACCAGAUCAGUAUUCUGGAUACUACACACAUAAUAGCGUCAAUCAACAGGCAACACCUACGCAAGAUCAACACCACCCUGGAUACUCUACGCAAUAUAAUAGUAGCAAUCAACAGGCAACAACAUCUAUACCAUCAACUUCAUCUCAGUCAUCGAAUCCGAUUCCAGCUUCGCCAUCAGCAUCUAGUAAUCAUUCCAUACAUUCCCAAGACUCAGAUUACUUAGAUUUUGAAGGGUUUUAAGUUUGAGUACAAAUAAAUACAUAAAUAAGU